Dreissena polymorpha is the source of this 623-nucleotide messenger RNA. Its product is annotated as parafibromin-like. Gene Ontology annotation, biological process: positive regulation of transcription elongation by RNA polymerase II; transcription elongation by RNA polymerase II. The record is from RefSeq and is a predicted model, not a curated record. NCBI's taxonomy places the organism in Eukaryota, Metazoa, Mollusca, Bivalvia, Myida, Dreissenidae. Gene Ontology annotation, cellular component: Cdc73/Paf1 complex. Gene Ontology annotation, molecular function: RNA polymerase II complex binding. The coding region runs from base 37 to 597 and encodes 186 amino acids. The transcript is spliced from 5 exons.
AACACUCUUUAGUUUAAAUGCUAGUAUUUUCCAAAAAUGGCUGAUGUGUUGAGUAUUUUGAAGCAGUACAAUACGAAUAAGAAGGAGAUAAUCGAAAAGGAUGAUCAAAUAAUUUUCGGCGAGUUUGCAUGGCCGAAAGAUGUCAGGACUAACUAUUUAGUUUGGGGGACAGGAAAAGAUGGUGUCCCCAAGGAGUAUUACACACUGGACUGCAUCUUGUUUCUCCUAAAGAAUGUACAGCUUGCUCACCCUUUGUACGUCAGAGAAGCAGCCGCCACCAACGUUCAGGUAGUACGUCGUGCCGACAGAAAAGACCUGCUUGCCUUCCUUAAUGGGGAGACAACGACAUCUGCAAGCAUUGAUAAGAGCGCUCCCCUGGAAAUAUCUCUACAAAGACCCACACAAGUAAAAAGAACAGCGGAAGAAACAAGCAAUGAACAAGAGAAAAAGAAACCUCGUUUGGAGGAAGAGCAAGUUCAGCAGGCCAAGAGGAAACUGGAUACACAAGAUCGAUGGAUACAUAGGACUCAUCUGUCUUACCUGCGGCACUUGCGUAACCAUGAUUGCUUAACCCUUUUCCACUCAGACGCAAAGUGAAAAAGGCUAUGUGCAAACAGCAUAAA